GUAGUCAGUCACAUUCGGCAUUCACAUCAGAUAUAACCAACGAAAGAAAGGAUGGGGGAAUUCUCUAAUGGUCUGUUCGGUUGCUUUAACAACUGCACUCUGUGUCUUAUUACCUACUUUGUUCCAUGUUACACGGCUGGGAAAAAUGCGGAGGCGGUUGGAGAUUCCUGUGUGAUGGUUGGGGCGUUGUACGCUAUUUUCCCCAUCGUUGGUAUCUAUUUCGUUGCUAAGGCUCGCGAAAAAAUCCGAGAGCAGAAAGGCAUUGAUGGAUCCUUCGGUGGUGAUUGCCUGGUUCAUUUAUUCUGUCCACUCUGUGCUUUAAUACAGGAUGCUCAGGAAAUCCAACCCCAGGCACAGGCGCAGUCUAUGGCUAGGGAAUAGGAACUCUUCUGUGUUUAAGGUGAACGGUGUCGCUUAAUAUCAGACUUCUGUGUGAUAAUUCCACGAGGCAUGCGUGCCUUACACUGGAUCCGAAACUCCUUUACUUGACAUAAUUAUGAUGAAGUUUUUUUUUUAAAAAUCAUAUUAAAAGUUAUUUUUCUCUGUUCAAGCGGUAUUCUGACUAUAUUUAAGGACGCCUUGACUAUUUUACAACCCGUCACCACACGCUCAAAAUACAUCAUCUGUUUUUAUUUUAUGAAUUUCUAUAAGUUACCUGUAUAUAUAUUGUAUUUUUAUAUGAUUAUGCUGAAUAUAUUUGGAAUAAUUCUGAUAAAAUACAAUUUUGAAUGUA
Saccostrea echinata is the source of this 733-nucleotide messenger RNA. RefSeq lists its product as uncharacterized. The coding region runs from base 52 to 381 and encodes 109 amino acids. The record is from RefSeq and is a predicted model, not a curated record. NCBI's taxonomy places the organism in Eukaryota, Metazoa, Mollusca, Bivalvia, Ostreida, Ostreidae. The transcript is spliced from 3 exons.